AACAACAAAUCCGUCGUGUACUUAAUGAAUUUCAGCCGAGUGGUGAUGUGUAAUAAACCAAAGUUUUGCUGAUAUUUCAAAUAAAAACAGAGCUAUUUACUCAACAAACAACACAGCAAGUGACAGGGCCCAACAUCAACGAGAUGAACUAUAAUCCAAAUGCGGGUAUACGGAAUCGUAAGUGGGAAAAUUCACAAGGCGGCGGACGUGCACGCCCCAUUAAACGGGUGAGCGAUUUGAAUGCUAUGGGUCCAACGGCACCGAUGCCAAGUGGCUCUGCUUUUAUGACACCAACGGCUGCACCCACCAUGUUCGAUCCCAAUAUGUACGGCGGACCGGCCCCACAGCAGGUCAACAGUUAUGGCUACAAUGCAGCACCAGCACCAGCGGCACCAGUUCAGCCACAGCAACAGCAGAACUAUGGCUACCCACCACAACAACAACAGCAAAUGCAAUCGCAGGCUAAUGCACCAGCUGGACCGGUCUCAUAUGGCCUGGGCGCGCCACAGCCGCCGCCAUAUGGUGUUGCUCCCGGCGCGGCGCCAGUCGGCCAGUAUCCACAGCUUGCCAUGUUCCAACAGCCCAUUGUGCAGGACAUGGCCAUGCAGUAUGGCCAGCGUCUGGCCGACCAAGGCAAGCAGCUUGUAGAGAAUCAGUUCGAGAAGUGGGUGCCUGUGGCCAAGCUUAAGUACUAUUUUGCCGUAGAUAAUGCCUACGUCGGACGCAAGCUACGUUUGCUCUUCUUUCCUUAUAUACACAAGGACUGGUCCCUGAAAUACGAUCAGGAGCAUCCCGUGCAGCCGCGCUAUGAUAUAAAUGCACCAGAUCUCUAUCUGCCAACUAUGGGCUAUAUAACGUAUGUGAUUGUUGCCGGCCUGCUGUUGGGCAUGCAGAACCGCUUUUCGCCCGAACAGCUGGGCAUACAGGCAUCCAGUGCGCUGGCAUAUAGCAUUUUCGAGCUGGUCAUCUACUCCAUUUCUCUGUAUGUAAUGAAUGUUAAGACGAGUCUUAAGACUUUGGACUUGCUGGCAUUUACGGGCUAUAAAUAUGUGAAUAUCGUCGUCUGCCUGCUGAUGAGCGCGAUGUUCUUUCGCUCUGGCUACUAUAUAGCACUGGCGUAUACCAGCUUCUCCUUUGGCUUCUUUCUGUUGCGCACGCUGCGAACGAAAUUGUUGCAGGAUAAUACACCGCCUGCGCCCAGCGGUGCCAUUAACUAUGAUCCCUAUGGCAAUCCACAGCAGUUUGAUUAUAGCGGCGGUCGCAAGCGGAAGCUCUACUUCCUGUUCAUUGUGGUUGCCGGCCAGAUGUUGUUCGCGUUUCUGCUCUCUAAGCAUUUGUAUUUGCCCGGUGUGGAUCCGUUGGCCACGCUAAAGGCGCUAUAAAAAUCCAUAGUAUAAUUUUUGAAACUCAUUUAACUAACUGGGGCAAUGAAAGAAAGACACACACCGCUGCAUGGAUGUGUGUAAGUGUGAGUGUAUCUCUGUGUGUGUGUGUGUGUGUGUGUGUGCAAAGUACACUAACCCUCAAAAUCGAUGUGUUAAAUUUUUUUAAAAUACCAAUGCAAAAUCAUUUCCAAAAUGUUAAAUCGUCUUAGUAGUUUAUGUGGUUGGAGAGACUUAAAGUUCGCGAAAUAUCCAAUUGAGA
Molecule: messenger RNA, 1644 nt
Organism: Drosophila virilis
Lineage: Eukaryota; Metazoa; Arthropoda; Insecta; Diptera; Drosophilidae
Gene: Yif1
Product: Yip1d-interacting factor 1
Biological process (GO): endoplasmic reticulum to Golgi vesicle-mediated transport
Cellular component (GO): endoplasmic reticulum membrane; COPII-coated ER to Golgi transport vesicle; Golgi membrane
Source: RefSeq, a predicted model, not a curated record